AGCAGCCAAUGGAGAACAGAACCGUUGUCUUUCAAGAACCCUUGGCUCCAAGGAAGGUUCUGUAUUAAAAAUUGUUGGACUUGUUUGAAUAGACAAUAUCGGCAAUCUUCUGUGCCAGGGACUGUUGCUGUGUUGAGUCAAUGACGACUUUCUGCCGGAGCCUAAUAAGAGAAUUGUCUUGAGGCACCAAGCCAUGCAAACUUGAAGAGACAAGCCAGCCGUGGUUGAACGAGUGGCCCUCAACAAUGUGUUCCUUUGAGCUUCUAAGCUUUGCGUUGUAUUUGUGCAGCAAGGGCCCACAGGACUCACCAGCCUGAAGAGACUGUUCUUCACCACUAGAAGCUUGGGUCUGAGUGGAGAAGGUUCAUUGUGGAAAAACAAAGCAGAAAACCCCAAGGAAAUACUGCAAGGUGGCUGCUUCCUCCUCCAGAGGAGUUCCUUUACUACCCACCUGCGUGUAUUAUUAUUUUUUAUUUGUAACACACUAGUCUUCAGCUUCUUUUUAAAGAUUUUUCAAGGCGGUAGGAAGGAAGCAAGUGGAUUUCUCAAGCCUUUUUAUACUUUCUCAAAGCAUACACGGUCCUGAGGGAGACUAAUAAAUUGGCUGAAAUGGAAGAGCCACCCUUGCUACCAGGAGAAACCAUUAAAGACAUGGCUAAGGAUGUUACAUACAUCUGCCCCUUCACUGGAGCAAUCAGAGGAACCCUCACUGUUACCAAUUACAGACUGUAUUUUAAAAGCAUGGAACGGGACCCUCCUUUUGUCCUAGAUGCAUCUUUAGGUGUAAUCAACAGAGUGGAGAAAAUAGGAGGUGCUUCCAGUCGUGGCGAGAAUUCAUAUGGGCUGGAGAUUGUAUGCAAGGACAUUAGAAACUUACGAUUUGCUCAUAAGCCUGAAGGGAGAACUAGACGAUCUAUAUUUGAGAACUUGAUGAAGUAUGCUUUCCCAGUUUCAAAUAAUCUGCCACUUUUUGCGUUUGAGUACAAAGAGGUUUUUCCAGAAAAUGGAUGGAAGGUGUAUGACCCCAUUUGGGAGUACAGAAGACAGGGAAUUCCCAACGAAAGCUGGAGGUUGACCAAGAUUAACGAGCGCUAUGAGCUGUGUGAUACGUACCCUGCCAUUCUAGCUGUGCCCGUAAACAUUCCCGAUGAAGAAUUAAAACGAGUAGCAUCUUUCAGAUCAAGAGGACGCAUACCAGUAUUGUCAUGGAUUCACCCAGAAAGUCAAGCAACCAUCACUCGCAGUAGCCAGCCAAUGGUGGGAGUGAGUGGCAAACGAAGCAAGGAAGAUGAAAAGUACCUUCAAGCCAUCAUGGAUUCUAAUGCUCAGUCCCAUAAAAUCUUCAUAUUUGAUGCAAGGCCUAGUGUGAAUGCUGUAGCCAAUAAAGCUAAAGGAGGAGGCUAUGAGAGCGAGGAUGCCUAUCAGAAUGCAGAAUUAGUGUUCCUGGACAUUCACAAUAUUCAUGUCAUGAGAGAGUCGCUGAGAAAACUGAAAGAAAUCGUAUAUCCCAAUAUCGAGGAGACUCACUGGCUGUCUAAUUUAGAAUCAACUCACUGGCUUGAGCAUAUCAAGCUCAUUCUCGCUGGAGCCCUUCGGAUCGCCGACAAGGUGGAGUCAGGGAAGACAUCUGUGGUUGUACACUGCAGCGAUGGCUGGGACCGGACAGCCCAGCUCACUUCCCUCUCUCUGCUCAUGUUAGAUGGCUACUACCGAACCAUCAGGGGCUUCGAAGUACUAGUGGAGAAGGAGUGGCUGAGCUUCGGCCACAGGUUUCAGCUGAGAGUUGGCCAUGGAGAUAAGAACCACGCAGACGCGGAUCGCUCUCCUGUCUUCCUCCAGUUCAUCGAUUGUGUCUGGCAAAUGACAAGACAGUUUCCUACAGCGUUUGAGUUCAACGAGUACUUCCUGAUAACCAUCCUGGAUCACCUGUACAGCUGUUUGUUUGGGACGUUCCUGUGCAGCAGUGAGCAGCAGAGAGUGAAGGAGGGCCUUCCGAAAAAGACUGUGUCGCUUUGGUCUUACAUCAACAGCCAGCUCGAGGACUUCACUAACCCCUUGUACGUCAGCUACUCCAACCAUGUCCUGUACCCUGUGGCGAGCAUGCGCCACCUCGAGCUGUGGGUCGGCUACUAUAUCCGCUGGAACCCCAGGAUGAAGCCACAGGAGCCUGUCCACAAUCGCUACAAGGAGCUUCUUGCCAAGCGGGCUGAGCUGCAGAAGAAAGUGGAGGAACUGCAGCGAGAAAUCACCAACCGUUCCACCUCGUCCUCGGAGAGAGCUGGCUCUCCCGCACAGUGCGUCACCCCUGUACAGACUGUUGUAUAAUACAGACUGUUUUUUUUUUUUCCAACUACCUUCCCAGGACCACCAGGACAGCUUUUCCGAAACCCUCUGGAUUUCCACGAUGGUAUCUGGGAGAAACCGACCUAUUUAUUUAUUUCUCUCCAGGGUAAUUUAUUAGUACUGUAGCACUAGAGGAAGCUUAAGCAAAACCAGAAGAACAACCAAGGCCCCCUGUGCAAUUAGCCUUCUCAGUGGCUAGAUGAUGAUACAAGCUACUUGCACUUGCCACUUAAAAGAAACCUAGAACUCUUUUUUUUUUUUGCUCACUUGUGUUGGAAAUCACUUUACUUUCAAAAAGAGGACUGUGUGCUAGAAUGAAGUACUAUGUAGGAAAAAAAGUCUACUCAGGCGUUUGAAAAAGCUCCCUUUUGCUAGGUAUGGAAUCUGACUUUGUAUGGGAGCCUCAAAUACACCUGUGUUAAGUCACGAAAGUGAGGUAUUAACACAUGCAUAGCAGCGUGCGGCUGUUUGCCAACAUACUAAAAGAGAAGUCGUGCUAGAAUCCAGAACAUAUCGCAGUUAUUUUUCCUUUGACCUAGAUCUAGGAAGCCAUGUAACCGAUGCCUUAUUUAAGAAAGGGCAUCUUCUACCCAGGAAACACAGUGGUAGAGGAGCAACCUCCAUAACUUUAUAGGACUAUGUUUACUUCCACCUCUGCAACUUUAGAUUUUUGCUUAUGGUUUACAUGGAUCGUGCCAGGAUGUAAAUUAAAGCACCUUUGUUUCUGAGGGAUGGAGCAGAGCCUGGAUCCCUCGGUGCUUCCUGCAGCUCUUUGUUCUCCCGUGCCUCAUCCACAGCAGGAGGGAGGCAGUAGGAUACCCUGGGGCACACAAACUGCUGGGAUCAGUGAUUUCAUUUUGCUUGGGUAAGCAUAAUUAGUGGCGUUCGUGCUUCUGUGCAGGCUCAUAGUGGCAUACGUAACAGGAAACUGAACUAUUUAACUAAUGGAAGCGACCGUUAUCAACCAAAGAAGCCUUUUUGCCUACAUUGCAACUGGUACUUAACACUAUUCUGGUAGACUAAACAGCUUAGCUGGUUUCUGAGCCCUAGCUUUGAAGUCUAUUUCCUCAUAGCACACUUCAAGAAUUAGUGUCACCUGACUAAACCUAAAUACAAAUUCAGUUUUAAUAGGAACUUUUAUUGUAGGAGUAGCAAUGAAAAACAUUUGGUGAAACCACAACUGCUGCGUUGCUUUUCAAACACAGAAAUAAGGGGUUGGAGGUGGUAGGGCUUACACUGCCGUGGUAUAUGCACAAGGAUCUUCAUUUACUGCAGGCUGCUUCUCACCUCUGUAAGGAAGAAAGUCAUGCAUGGCUUGGGCUGGGUCCUUGUGCUGCUCUCAUACAAUAGGGCCCCACACUGUGGUCUCCUGCUUAAUCUGCUCAUCAGCAUGCUUUUACUCUUAGCCUUUCUCCCAAGAUUGGUAUUUUUUGAGAGGGUAGAAGAGUGGACAACAUACACAUAAGGAAUUCUUACACAUAAGGAAUUGCCUUUCAAAAGCCACAUUCCACCUAAGGAAGGAAUGAGUUCCAGCUGCAGUCUAUUUCUACCUGCUCUGCUGCAAUCCGUGGCUCAGUAGUUAGAGGGAAAUCCACUGCCACCUUCUGACAGAACAAUUAACAGCUGGUGUAGCAUUACUGCAUUUGUGCAGGGUGGGCUGAGAGUUCAUGGCUUAAUAGUGCAAAGAACCCCCACAAAAUAGCUUCUGAAGGACUUGAAUUUGCGUUAUGGUUGAGGGGCGGAUCUGCUCUCAUGUACAAUCACUCUAAGAUGGCUCAUAGCAUUAUUGUCUAUUAGCUAAUUGGCUGUGUGUAUAUGUUGCUUUUUUUAAAUGAAGGCUGUUUGGUUUCCUUAACACUAAUAAAAAUAGCUAAAUGGA
Cygnus olor (mute swan) is the source of this 4222-nucleotide messenger RNA. It is a transcript of the gene MTMR2, whose product is annotated as myotubularin related protein 2. The transcript has 14 exons. The record is from RefSeq and is a predicted model, not a curated record. Gene Ontology annotation, molecular function: phosphatidylinositol-3,5-bisphosphate 3-phosphatase activity. The coding region runs from base 610 to 2325 and encodes 571 amino acids. Gene Ontology annotation, biological process: dephosphorylation. NCBI's taxonomy places the organism in Eukaryota, Metazoa, Chordata, Aves, Anseriformes, Anatidae.